Molecule: messenger RNA, 1554 nt
Organism: Microthlaspi erraticum
Lineage: Eukaryota; Viridiplantae; Streptophyta; Magnoliopsida; Brassicales; Brassicaceae
Source: the annotation of a GenBank genome assembly
AUGGCCACCUUCUCUCUCCUCCACUCCUCGGCCACUUGCUUCCUUUCCCACUCCGAAACCUCACUUAAACCUCACUCCGCCGCAUCAUUCACCGUACGUUGCUCCUCUCCAGCCUCUCCCAUCCCCGUUGCUCCGUCGCAGAACCACCGUCGUCCCGCCGAUGAGAGCAUCCGCGACGAGGCUCGUCGCCGUCCUCAGCUCCAGAACCUAUCCGCCCGCUACGUCCCCUUCGACGCUCCGCCGUCGUCCACCGAGUCCUACUCCCUCGACGAGAUCGUCUACCGCUCGCAAUCCGGCGGCCUCCUCGACGUGCAGCACGAUCUCGCCGCCCUGAAACGCUACGACGGAGAAUUCUGGCGCAGCCUCUUCGACUCCCGCGUCGGAAAAACCCACUGGCCGUACGGAUCCGGCGUCUGGUCGAAGAAAGAGUGGGUCCUCCCCGAGAUCGACGACGACGACAUCGUCUCCGCCUUCGAAGGCAACACGAACCUCUUCUGGGCAGAGCGAUUCGGGAAACAGCACCUCCAGAUGAACGAUCUCUGGGUGAAACACUGCGGGAUCAGCCACACCGGAUCGUUCAAAGAUCUAGGCAUGACCGUUCUCGUUUCUCAAGUGAAUCGCCUCCGGAAAAUGAACAAACCGGUCGUCGGAGUCGGAUGCGCUUCCACCGGAGACACCUCCGCCGCUCUCUCCGCUUACUGCGCUUCCGCCGGAAUCCCCUCCAUCGUCUUCCUCCCGGCGGACAAAAUCUCCAUGGCGCAGCUCGUCCAGCCGAUCGCCAACGGAGCUUUCGUCCUCAGCAUCGACACCGAUUUCGACGGAUGCAUGGAUCUGAUCCGAGAAGUCACCGCGGAGCUUCCGAUCUACUUAGCAAACUCUCUCAACAGCCUCCGCCUCGAGGGGCAAAAGACGGCGGCGAUUGAAAUCCUCCAGCAAUUCAAUUGGGAAGUUCCCGAUUGGGUCAUCGUUCCCGGAGGAAAUCUCGGCAACAUCUACGCCUUCUACAAAGGAUUUCAAAUGUGUAGAGAGUUAGGUCUCGUCGAUCGAAUCCCGAGGCUUGUUUGCGCUCAAGCCGCAAACGCGAAUCCGCUCUACUUGCACUACAAAUCUGGCUAUAAAGAUUUUAACGCGUUGAAAGCGAGCACGACGUUUGCGUCCGCGAUUCAGAUCGGCGAUCCGGUUUCGAUCGAUAGAGCUGUGUACGCGUUGAAGAGAUCUGACGGGAUCGUGGAGGAAGCUACGGAGGAGGAGCUGAUGGAUGCGACGGCGCUUGCGGAUUCGACUGGAAUGUUUAUUUGCCCGCAUACGGGUGUUGCGUUGACGGCUCUGAUGAAGCUUAGGAAGUCCGGGGUUAUUGAGGCUAAUGAUCGGACGGUUGUGGUGAGUACGGCUCAUGGGUUGAAGUUUACGCAGAGUAAGAUUGAUUAUCAUUCGAAGAAUAUAAAAGAGAUGGCUUGUAUAUUGGCGAAUCCGCCGGUGAGAGUUAAGGCAGAGUUUGGUUCUGUUAUGGAUGUGCUUAAAGAGUAUCUCAAGAACAAUGAAUCUAAGUGUUGA